AUGAGUGAAUUUGAAACAGAAGAUGAAUUAUUGGCAAGACAUAGAAAAGAGAACAAGGAGCUUAUAGCGAAUAUAACAGGGUUAAAGAAACAAGCUACAAAAUCUAAAAAGAAGGAAGUUCAAAGAAAAUGUGCAGAUAUGGAAUUGAAGUUGAAAGAAAAACAUGAACAAGAAUUAAAAGAACUUAGAUCCCGUGGUGGUGAUGGUAACUUGGAAGAAUCAAAACAAGUUGAACAAGAUGAAGAUGAAGAUGAUGAUGAAUUGACACCUGAAAAAUUAUUAGCACAAUUGGAGCUUGAAAAGAAAGAAGAAGAGCCAAAACAGCAACAACAAAAACAGCAACAACAAAAGGGCCCAAAGCGUAAUCGUCAAAAGGAGAGAUUGGCCAAAAGACAAGCAGCAUUAGAUGAACAAAGAAAACAAGCAGAGGAAGAAGCAUCAUUACAACCAGAUUUUAAAAAAAUUGAAGAUGAAAAUAUAAAAUCAUUAUGUUCAAUUGCUAAACUAAAAGAAUUUGACAUAAAGCCAGAUGGUAAUUGUCUCUUUGCAUCAAUUGCAGAUCAAUUGAAGAUUCGUCAAGGUGUUGAAGUUGAUAUUAAAACUCUUAGAACUCAAGCUGCAAAUCAUAUCAGAAAAGACCCUGAUACUUUCAUCCCAUAUUUGUUUGAUGAAGAAACUAUGAGUUUGAAAAACAUUGAUGAAUAUACUGAAAAGAUUGAAAAAACUGCAGCAUGGGGAAGUGAUUUAGAGAUAUUGGCAUUGAGUAAAGAAUAUGAUUCACCAAUCUCAGUGAUGAUGACUGGGAGAUCCACUCUGAAAAUAAACGAGGAUGGAAAUAACGAAGAGUUGAAACUGGUUUAUUAUAAGCAUAGUUAUGCUCUUGGUGAACAUUAUAAUUCUUUACAUGAUUUAUAG
This is a messenger RNA of Hansenula anomala, 915 nucleotides long. RefSeq names its product deubiquitinase OTU2 (gene OTU2). Bases 1 to 915 code for a protein of 304 amino acids. The record is from RefSeq and is a predicted model, not a curated record. NCBI's taxonomy places the organism in Eukaryota, Fungi, Ascomycota, Saccharomycetes, Phaffomycetales, Wickerhamomycetaceae. The transcript has 2 exons. Gene Ontology annotation, biological process: protein deubiquitination. Gene Ontology annotation, molecular function: cysteine-type deubiquitinase activity.